AUGUCAAAAGUUGGGGAGAGUAUUCGUGUGAUAUGGAAGAAUGAUCAUUUCGAGAUGAAGACGAUGACGAUGAAAUCUUCCGCUUAUUUGGAGUACUUGUUUCGACCAACUGGCUUUAAAGAGUUUGUUGGCCCUGAAGACAAAGACAAAUUGGUCUAUGUCAAUGCAAAGAGACUCUUAUCUGCAUGUUCCAUGGUUGAGACUGCAGAGUCUGUCGAAAUUCAAUUGCACCCAACGAAUAUAAUUUUUGAUAUUAAAGUGAACUCGAACGUCCAAAUGGCUCGAAUGGUCCAACUAGAUGAGGAAGAAGAACCCUUAGAUAGAGAACCGACCUUCGAACAACACGCUUUAGUGAAGGGUAACAACGAAGUGUUCUGCGCUGCGUUCACAUCAUUUCCAAAAGACACAGAAUUCAUUAAAAUACUUGUCAACAACAACCAAGUCGAAUUUCACUCACAUAACAAGACAAAGAAGAAUGAGAAAAAGAUCAACGCACAUGUCAUUGUUCCCGUUGAACGAUUUGAUGUGAUUAAAAUACCUCGUCCAAACGACUUCGGGUCCGUCGCGCAAGUCUCGUUGCAUUUUUCCGACUACAAACACAUCAUGAACUUAGCAAAAGGACUCUCCACAAGUCCAAAUUUGAGAAUUAAAACUCCUUCAGAGGAGGCAUACAUCGACUUCACGUAUUUCACAUUCAUUGCUGUAAGAUUUACCAUGGCGGGAUUGAUAGAAGAUGAAGAGACAAGUCAAACAGCAACAUCUAAGUCAUCAGAAGCAUCGAAGCUUAGAAAAUACACUGACGACGAUGUUGUGUCUAGCGUCUCGGUGAGUGUUGUUAAGUCUGCUGUGCAUUCUUAA
Entamoeba invadens IP1 is the source of this 858-nucleotide messenger RNA. RefSeq lists its product as hypothetical. Bases 1 to 858 code for a protein of 285 amino acids. Gene Ontology annotation, cellular component: checkpoint clamp complex. NCBI's taxonomy places the organism in Eukaryota, Evosea, Mastigamoebida, Endamoebidae. The record is from RefSeq and is a predicted model, not a curated record. Gene Ontology annotation, biological process: DNA damage checkpoint signaling. The transcript has a single exon.